AUGGUGCAAAUUUUAAGGCAGCGUUUAAGGAAAUUCUACAAAUGGUUUCAACAAAAAAGUCUUUAUCAUAGAUUAUUUUGGGGACUCAUAAUCGUUAUAUCAACCGGAAUCAUAUUCUGGAUAUUGUGGCUAACUGUUACCCGUUUCUACGCUGAUUCCAUUAGCAUAGACAUCGAAACCACCUAUCUACGAUGGAACAACACAUUCCCAGCUGUUUCAGUAUGUAUGACAAAGGGUCGUACUAUAAAUCAAAGUCAAGCCACUGCAUAUAUUAAAGACGAAAAAUUGAUCUACGACGUACCGAUGAAGACCUACAUGAAUGCUUUACAUGAUUUAAUAUUUACGAAUCCGGUUAAUAUUCGUAUCAAAACAGCAAACUGUGUAAAUACAAAUGGUACAUGUGGCAUUGAUUAUCACCAACUACAAAGAAAGUUCUUACCUAGAUCAUGUGAAUUGGUCUUCGAAAAAGUGACAUUUUUGGGUGAAGUUGUGCAGAAUUGCACCGAUAUAUUUCGAUUUCAUGAACUAACAAUGGGAUAUUGUUUUUUGGCCAAUAACUUAAUGGACUACAAAUCUGUAGAAAAAUUGCCCAUGAAAUUUGAUAUUUCACACAAAGACAGAAGCCUUAAAGUUUGGUUUAAAAAGCCACACACAUGGAAAUAUUCUGUAGAUGUACAUAGUCCUGUUGAUAUGCCAUAUUUUAGCUCUAAUUUUGGUGAUUUAAAAGACUCAAAUGAAUUAUUCUACGUCAACGUUAUAGAGUACCAAAAUAAUGCGGAUGUUAAAGCCGAGCCAGUUAAGCAAAGGUCAUGUAAAUUUCCCGAAGAAAGAGAUCCAGGAUCGCCAUGGCAUUACAGUUACUCAUCUUGUAUGUCGUAUCUGGGUAUACAGUUUGAAAUAAAGAUGUGUAACUGCACAUUGUUUACAUCUCCUGAAAUAUUUAAGUCACAAUAUUGCGAUAUUAUGGGUAUGGAUUGCAUUGCAAAAGCGUUUAUUGUAAAAUUGGUUAAUCAAUACUCUGUGGAUAAUGAUGCCUGCUGUCCAUCAUGUGUGGAGGCGAAAAUUAUAAACGUUGGAGUCAUUACGAACGCAGAGGCAUCGUUGGAAGUAAACGUCAUUAAUGUACCUUCAGAGCGCUAUAAACGAGUUGUUACUAAAAAUUCCUUGGAUCUUGUUGUUGCAGUGGGUGGUGUAAUUGGUUUGUUCGCUGGAGCGUCCAUACUGAAUCUAUUCGAAAUUGUCUAUGUAUUAUUACGCAGAAAAAUAAAUUAAUUAACAUUCCAACAUUCCGCUAAAUACAUAUUUCAAAUGCUUUAAAUGUUCACUUUGUAACACACAAUUGAAAAUAAACUAUUAAAUGUUAUUGAAUUAAAUGAUCCUUUAUAA
Molecule: messenger RNA, 1386 nt
Organism: Stomoxys calcitrans (stable fly)
Lineage: Eukaryota; Metazoa; Arthropoda; Insecta; Diptera; Muscidae
Gene: ppk29
Product: pickpocket protein 19
Exons: 10
Coding region: 1-1272 (423 amino acids)
Biological process (GO): sodium ion transmembrane transport
Cellular component (GO): membrane
Molecular function (GO): ligand-gated sodium channel activity
Source: RefSeq, a predicted model, not a curated record